GUUCCCUCCUCUCUCGCUCGCUCUCCCCCCCACCCCCGCCCCACUUGUCGCUCCCCCCCGCUUCCCUCUCUCUCUCCCGGCGUCCGGGGCUGGCGUUGGGGGCGGACUCUGGUCCCCGCUUCCGGUGUGGUGUCAUGGUGGCUCGUAGGCUGUGAUGGCUGAGGAGGAGGAGGGGAGCUGAGAGCGCGGCGGCGGCGGCGGCCGGAUCGAGCCGAGGGGGAAGAAGGGGCGGGGGCGUCGAGACCCUCCUCCUCCUCCUCCCCCGCCUGGCUGGGCGGCGGGACAUGGCGGCCCACAAGCCGGUGGAGUGGGUGCAGGCCGUGGUCAGCCGCUUCGACGAGCAGCUACCAAUCAAAGCUAGUCAACAGAAUACCCACACCAAAGUCAGCACGGAACAUAACAAGGAAUGUCUCAUCAAUAUUUCAAAGUACAAGUUUUCCUUGGUCAUCAGUGGCCUCACCAAUAUAUUAAAAAAUGUUAACAAUAUGAGAAUAUUUGGAGAAGCUGCUGAAAAGAAUUUGUAUCUUUCUCAGCUGAUUAUAUUGGAUACACUGGAAAAAUGUCUUGCUGGGCAACCAAAGGACACUAUGAGGCUCGAUGAGACGAUGCUGGUCAAGCAGUUGUUGCCGGAGAUCUGUCACUUUAUCCACACCUACCGCGAAGGGAAUCAACACGCAGCAGAGCUUCGCAAUUCUGCCUCUGGAGUUCUCUUUUCUCUCAGCUGCAACAAUUUCAACGCCGUCUUCAGCCGCAUCUCCACCAGAUUGCAGGAAUUGACUGUGUGCUCUGAAGACAAUGCUGAUGUUCAUGACAUUGAACUCUUACAGUACAUCAGUGUUGACUGUGCUAAACUAAAGCGUAUACUGCAAGAAACGGCCUUUAAAUUUAAAGCCCUCAAGAAAGUAGCACAACUGGCGGUUAUCAACAGUCUUGAAAAGGCAUUUUGGAACUGGGUGGAAAACUAUCCGGACGAGUUUACUAAGCUGUACCAGACACCGCAGACAGAUCUGGCGGAUUGCGCAGAGAAGCUGUUUGAUUUGGUGGAUGGAUUUGCCGAAAGCACAAAACGCAAGGCGGCUGUUUGGCCCUUGCAAAUAAUCCUCCUCGUCCUGUGUCCAGAAAUCAUCCAAAACAUUAACAAGGAUGGGGUGGAGGAGAACAAAAUAAACAAGAAGCUAUUUUUGGACAACCUCAGGAAGGCACUUUCAGGCCACAGUGGAAGCAGACAGUUGACAGAAAGUGCUGCCAUUGCUUGCGUUAAGUUGUGCAAAGCAUCGACCUACGUCAGCUGGGAAGACAACUCUGUCAUUUUCCUUCUAGUUCAAUCCAUGGUGGUAGAUCUGAAGAACCUGCUCUUCAAUCCUAGCAAGCCGUUCUCAAGAGGCAACCAGAAUGCGGACAUAGACCUCAUGAUCGACUGCUUAGUGUCUUGCUUCCGCAUCAACCCACACAAUAACCAGCACUUCAAGACUUGCCUGGCACAGAAUUCCCCAUCAACAUUUCAUUAUGUGCUGGUAAAUUCACUCCACCGUAUAAUCACAAAUUCUGCACUUGACUGGUGGCCCAAGAUUGACGCUGUAUACUGUCAUUCAGUGGAACUCCGCAGCAUGUUUAGUGAAACCCUCCAUAAAGCUCUACAAGGUUCUGGCGUGCACACCCCGAUUCGCAUGACACCGAGUCUUACAUUUAAAGAGAAAAUGACGAGCCUUAAGUUUAAAGAAAAGCCUACAGAUGUUGAAACCAGAAGUUACAAGGUCUUGUUAUUAUCUAUGGUAAAGCUGAUCCAUGCUGACCCUAAACUUUUGCUCUGUAAUCCAAGGAAACAAGGUCCUGAGAGUCAGGGCAGCACCGCUGAACUCAUAACAGGCCUGGUCCAGCUGGUGCCACAAUCCAGCAUGCCUGAAAUAGCACAAGAAGCCAUGGAGGCCUUGCUUGUGCUCCAUCAGUUAGACAGCAUUGACUUGUGGAAUCCAGACGCACCCAUCGAAACAUUCUGGGAGAUCAGUUCACAAAUGCUGUUUUGUAUAUGCAAGCGGCUAACAAGCAAUCAGAUUCUCAGCAGCACAGAAAUCCUCAAGUGGCUGCGAGAGAUUUUGAUCUGCAGGAACACAUUUCUUCUGAAAAACAAACAAUCAGAUAGGAGUUCCUGUCCCUUUCUCUUCCUUUAUGGGGUAGGAUGCGAUGUCUCUGGGGGUGGAGCUAAUCAAAUUUCUCUUGACCAUGAAGAGAUGAUGCGUUGUAUCCCAGGAGCUACGCUUAGGAAAGGAAAAGGGAGCUUUUGCAUGGAAAGCGCUGCAGGCUGCAGCGGGACGCCGAUAUGCCGUCAAGCGCAGACCAAAUUGGAGGUGGCCCUGUAUAUGUCCCUCUGGAGCCCCGACACUGAGGCAGUGCUUGUCGCGAUGUCCUGUUUCCGACAUCUUUGCGAGGAAGCGGAUAUCAGAUGUGGCGUAGACGAGGUGUCGGUUCACAACUUUUUGCCCAAUUACAACACCUUUAUGGAGUUUGCUUCCGUGAGCAACAUGAUGUCAACAGGAAGAGCAGCUCUCCAGAAAAGAGUGAUGGCAUUGCUAAGGCGAAUUGAACAUCCGACGGCAGGUAACACUGAGGCUUGGGAAGCCACACAUUUAAAAUGGGAGACGGCUACAAAUUUGAUCCUCAACUUUCCAAAGGCUAAAAUGGAAGAUGGCCAGGUCGCGGAAAGCCUCCACAAGACCAUCGUCAAGAGGCGAAUGUCCCAUGUCAGCGGGGGAGGCUCUAUAGACCUUUCGGACACAGAUUCUCUGCAGGAGUGGAUCAACAUGACCGGCUUCCUGUGCGCGUUGGGCGGGGUGUGCCUGCAGCAUCGCAGCAGCGCCGGGUUCGCGACCUACAGCCCCCCCAUGGCCCCCGUGAACGAGCGCAAAGGCUCCAUGAUAUCCAUGCUGUCGACUGAGGGCAACACGGAGACCCCCGUGAGCAAGUUCAUGGACCGCUUGCUGUCGCUCAUGGUCUGCACCCACGAGAAAGUGGGCCUGCAGAUACGGACCAACAUUAAAGAUCUCAUGGGCCUGGAACUGAGCCCGGGGCUUUACCCCAUGCUUUUCAACAAACUGAAGAACAACAUCAGCAAGUUCUUUGACUCUCAAGGGCAGGUCUUGUUGAAUGACAGCAACACCCAGUUUGUGGAGCAGACCAUUGCAAUUAUGAAGAACCUGCUUGAUAAUCAUACAGAAGGGAGUUCAGAACACCUGGGACAAGCCAGCAUUGAGAACAUGAUGCUGAACCUUGUCAGAUAUGUACGCGUCCUGGGGAAUCUGGUCCAUGCCAUUCAGAUAAAAACUAAACUCUGUCAGCUUGUGAAGGUAAUGAUGGAGAGGCGUGAUGAUCUUUCCUUCUGUCAAGAGAUGAAAUUCAGGAACAAGAUGGUGGAAUAUCUGACAGAUUGGGUUAUGGGAACAUCCAACCAGGCAACAGAUGAGGAUGUGAAGUGUCUGACAAGAGAUUUGGACCAAGCAAGCAUGGAAGCUGUGGUGUCUCUUCUUGCGGGACUUCCGUUACAGCCUGAAGAAGGAGAUGGAGUUGAACUGAUGGAAGCUAAAUCCCAGUUGUUCCUUAAGUACUUUACCCUGUUUAUGAACCUCCUGAAUGACUGCAGCGAAGUCGAAGACGAAAGCGCGCAAACUGGCGGCAGAAAACGAGGGAUGUCCCGAAGGCUGGCUUCGUUACGACACUGCACAGUCCUGGCCAUGUCAAACUUGCUCAACGCAAACGUGGAUAGUGGCCUUAUGCACUCAAUAGGGUUGGGCUAUCACAAAGAUCUUCAGACAAGAGCGACGUUCAUGGAGGUCCUCACCAAAAUUCUGCAGCAGGGCACAGAGUUUGACACCCUGGCAGAAACUGUCUUGGCAGACCGGUUUGAGAGAUUGGUGGAGUUGGUCACCAUGAUGGGUGACCAAGGAGAGCUGCCCAUUGCUAUGGCUUUGGCGAACGUAGUGCCUUGUUCACAGUGGGAUGAACUGGCUCGUGUCCUGGUCACCCUCUUUGACUCCAGACACUUGCUCUACCAGCUGCUUUGGAACAUGUUUUCUAAAGAGGUUGAGCUGGCAGACUCGAUGCAGACGCUCUUCAGGGGAAACAGUCUGGCUAGCAAAAUAAUGACGUUCUGUUUUAAGGUUUAUGGGGCAACCUACCUCCAGAAGCUUUUGGAGCCUUUAUUAAGGGCAGUAAUUACAUCAAAUGAAUGGCAGCACGUCAGCUUUGAGGUGGACCCUACAAGGUUGGAAUCCGCCGAAAGCCUUGAUGAUAACCAGCGGAGCCUUCUCCAGAUGACAGAGAAAUUCUUCCAUGCCAUUAUCAACUCCUCUGCAGAGUUUCCACCUCAGCUUCGAAGCGUGUGCCAUUGUCUCUAUCAGGCAACUUGCCACUCUCUCCUGAAUAAAGCUACCGUAAAAGAAAAAAAGGAAAACAAAAAAUCAGUUGUCAGCCAGCGGUUCCCUCAGAACAGCAUCGGAGCUGUUGGGAGUGCCAUGUUCCUGAGGUUCAUCAACCCUGCCAUCGUCUCGCCAUAUGAGGCUGGGAUAUUGGAUAAGAAGCCGCCACCAAGAAUCGAAAGGGGCUUGAAGUUAAUGUCAAAGGUACUGCAGAGCAUUGCCAACCACGUCUUGUUUACAAAGGAGGAGCACAUGCGGCCUUUUAAUGACUUUGUGAAGAGCAACUUUGAUGCAGCACGAAGGUUUUUCCUUGACAUUGCGUCAGAUUGUCCAGCCAGCGACACGGUCAAUCACAGCCUCUCUUUCAUCAGCGAUUGCAACGUCCUUGCUUUGCACCGGCUCCUCUGGAACAAUCAGGAGAAGAUUGGCCAGUACCUUUCCAGCAACAGGGACCACAAAGCUGUUGGAAGACGGCCAUUUGACAAGAUGGCGACUCUGCUGGCAUACCUUGGUCCUCCUGAGCACAAGCCAGUGGCAGACACGCAGUGGUCCAGUAUCAAUCUCACCAGUUCCAAGUUUGAAGAAUUUAUGACUAGGCACCAGGUGCACGAAAAGGAGGAGUUCAAGGCCCUGAAAACACUAAAUAUUUUCUAUCAAGCUGGGACAUCCAAGGCUGGCAACCCUGUUUUCUACUACAUUGCUCGCCGGUUCAAGACCGGCCAGAUAAACGGUGAUCUGCUGAUAUACCACGUCUUGCUAACUUUGAAGCCAUACUACGCUAAGCCAUAUGAGAUUGUGGUGGACCUCACUCACGCCGGCCCCAGCAAUCGGUUCAAAACGGACUUCCUCUCCAAGUGGUUUGUUGUUUUCCCGGGACUCGCUUACGAAAACGUCACCGCUGUUUUCAUCUAUAACUGCAACUCGUGGGUGAGGGAGUACACGAAAUACCAUGAGAGGCUUCUGACGGGCCUCAAAGGCAGCAAGAGACUCAUCUUCAUUGACUCGCCUGGGAAGCUGGCAGAACACAUAGAGCAUGAGCAGCAGAAGCUCCCGGCGGCCACUUUGGCCUUGGAAGAAGACCUGAAGGUUUUCCACAAUGCGCUCAAGCUGGCCCACAAAGACACCAAAGUUUCUAUUAAAGUUGGUUCUACAGCUGUCCAAGUAACUUCAGCGGAGCGCACAAGGGUCCUGGGACAGACGGUGUUUUUGAAUGACAUUUACUAUGCCUCUGAAAUAGAAGAAAUCUGCCUUGUGGAUGAAAACCAGUUCACCUUAACCAUCGCCAACCAAGGCACGCCUCUCACUUUCAUGCACCAGGAGUGUGAUGCCAUCGUCCAGUCCAUCAUUCACAUACGGACGCGGUGGGAGCUAUCGCAGCCCGACUCCAUACCACAGCAUACAAAAAUCCGCCCAAAGGAUGUGCCUGGGACACUGCUGAAUAUCGCGUUGCUCAAUCUAGGGAGCUCAGACCCAAGCUUACGGUCUGCGGCCUAUAAUCUUCUCUGUGCCUUAACCUGUACCUUUAAUUUAAAGAUUGAAGGCCAGUUACUGGAAACUUCAGGUCUGUGUAUCCCUGCCAACAACACCCUUUUUAUUGUCUCUAUUAGUAAGACUCUGGCAGCUAAUGAGCCCCACCUCACCUUAGAGUUUUUGGAGGAAUGCAUUUCCGGAUUUAGCAAAUCUAGUAUUGAACUGAAACACCUCUGUCUGGAAUACAUGACCCCCUGGUUGUUGAAUCUGGUCCGCUUCUGUAAACACAAUGACGAUGCCAAACGCCAGCGAGUCACUGCUAUUCUCGAUAAGCUCAUCACAAUGACCAUAAAUGAGAAGCAGAUGUACCCUUCCAUUCAAGCCAAGAUAUGGGGGAGCUUGGGCCAGAUUACUGACCUGCUUGACGUAGUGCUGGACAGUUUCAUCAAAACCAGUGCCACAGGGGGAUUGGGAUCCAUCAAAGCGGAGGUUAUGGCAGACACAGCUGUAGCUCUGGCAUCUGGAAACGUGAAAUUGGUUUCCAGUAAAGUAAUUGGAAGGAUGUGCAAAAUAAUCGACAAGACCUGUCUGUCUCCAACUCCUACAUUAGAGCAGCACCUGAUGUGGGAUGAUAUUGCCAUUCUAGCCCGUUACAUGCUGAUGCUGUCCUUUAACAAUUCACUCGAUGUGGCUGCACACCUCCCCUACCUCUUCCAUGUAGUUACUUUGUUGGUGGCCACCGGUCCUCUUUCCCUUAGAGCUUCCACCCAUGGCCUGGUCAUCAACAUCAUUCAUUCUCUGUGCACUUGUUCACAACUCCACUUUAGUGAGGAGACCAAACAAGUGUUGAGACUGAGCUUAACAGAGUUCUCACUCCCCAAGUUCUACUUGCUGUUUGGCAUAAGCAAGGUGAAGUCGGCAGCUGUCAUUGCAUUCCGAUCCAGUUACCGGGACCGGUCGUUCUCUCCCGGCUCCUAUGAGAGGGAGACGUUUGCACUGACUUCUCUGGAAACGGUGACAGAAGCUCUGCUGGAGAUUAUGGAGGCAUGUAUGAGAGAUAUUCCGACCUGCAAGUGGCUUGACCAGUGGACGGAACUAGCUCAGAAGUUUGCAUUCCAAUAUAAUCCGUCCCUCCAGCCAAGAGCCCUGGUUGUCUUUGGCUGCAUUAGCAAACGGGUGUCACACGGACAGAUAAAGCAGAUCAUCCGGAUUCUUAGCAAGGGUCUCGAGAGCUGCUUGAAAGGCCCCGAUAACUACAAUAGCCAGGUUCUAAUAGAAGCCACGGUCAUAGCACUGACCAAGCUGCAGCCACUUCUCAAUAAGGACUCGCCUAUGCACAAGGCCCUCUUCUGGGUGGCCAUGGCUGUUCUGCAGCUGGACGAAGUCAGUCUGUAUUCAGCAGGCACAGCUCUCCUCGAGCAGAAUCUCCAUACCCUGGACAACCUUCGAGUAUUCAAUGACAAAAGCCCUGAAGAAGUUUUCAUGGAGAUCAGGAGGCCUCUGGAGUGGCACUGCAAGCAGAUGGACCAUUUUGUGGGACUCAAUUUCAACUCCAAUUUCAACUUUGCCUUGGUGGGGCAUCUGCUGAAAGGCUAUCGGCAUCCCUCUCCAACCAUCGUGGCAAGGACAGUCAGAAUUCUACACACGCUCCUUGCUCUGGUGAACAAACAUAGGAACUGUGACAAGUUUGAGGUGAAUACCCAGAGUGUGGCUUACCUUGCAGCUUUACUCACUGUGUCCGAGGAGGUUCGAAGUCGGUGCAGCCUAAAGCAUAGGAAGUCUCUCCUCCUGACAGACGUUUCGAUGGAAAAUGUUCCAAUGGAGACAUAUCACAUACAUCACAGCGAUGGCAGCUUCAGGACACUAAGGGAAAACCAGCCAUGGUCUUCUCCCAAGGGCUCAGACAGACAUCUCGCUGCCAGUUACCCAACGGUGGGGCAGAUCAGCCCACGCACAAGGAAGUCUAUGAGUUUGGAUAUGGGGCAGCCUUCUCAAGCCAACACUAAAAAGCUACUAGGUACAAGAAAGAGUUUUGACCAUUUGAUGCCUGACACAAAAGCGCCUAAAAGACAAGAAAUGGAAUCUGGAAUCACCACACCUCCCAAAAUGAGAAGGGUAGCAGAAAAUUAUGAAAUGGAAACUCAAAGGAUAUCGCCGCAGCAGCACCCUCAUCUCCGGAAAGUAUCAGUGUCAGAGUCCAAUGUCCUCCUGGAUGAAGAAGUCCUCACAGAUCCCAAAAUCCAAGCCCUUUUGCUGACCAUCCUGGCAACACUAGUAAAAUAUACGGCAGAUGAGUUUGACCAGAGAAUCCUGUAUGAGUAUUUAGCAGAAGCCAGUGUGGUGUUCCCAAAGGUCUUUCCUGUUGUGCACAAUUUAUUGGACUUCAAGAUAAAUACCCUGUUGUCGCAGUGUCAGGAUCCCAAUUUAUUGAAUCCAAUUCAUGGCAUUGUGCAGAGCGUUGUUUACCAUGAAGAAUCUCCGCCACAGUACCAAACUUCUUAUCUACAAAGUUUUGGAUUUAAUGGCUUGUGGAGGUUUGCGGGACCAUUUUCUAAGCAAACACAAAUCCCAGACUAUGCUGAGCUCAUAGUAAAGUUCCUUGAUGCCUUGAUCGACACCUACUUACCUGGGAUUGAUGAGGAAACCAGCGAGGAAUCCCUGCUGACGCCAACUUCUCCUUACCCUCCUGCCGUGCAGAGUCAGCUUAGUAUUACGGCAAACCUAAACCUCUCCAAUUCCAUGACCUCACUUGCAACUUCCCAGCAUUCCCCAGGAAUCGAUAAGGAGAACGUGGAGCUCUCCCCGACCACGGCACACUCCAGCAGUGGGAGGACGCGCCACGGCUCCGCCAGCCAGGUGCAGAAGCAGCGCAGCACUGGCAGCUUCAAGCGCCACAGCAUCAAAAAGAUUGUCUGAAGCCUUCUCCUUUCCCCUUUCUUUUUCCUUCCUUCCAUCCUUGGUUUUCUAACGUGGCGUAAGUACUUCCUGCCCCACCUCCACAAGUGGUCGGGUCGCACUUAAUUUCAAACCCUCCUGCCCACUCGCCCCGUCAGCCAUGGUGCCAGACGAUCAACUCUCGAAACAUUUUGUCUGAAUUUAUUUUGGAUUUUCAUUUCUGUUUUUUGCCACCUUAAAAAAAACAAAACAGCAGCAGCAGCAGCAGCAGCAACAACUCUUCUGUUCUUUUUCUUGUUUUUAAGCUGGUAAUAGCCAAACUGUGAUGAACAGAACCACUUUUAAGAAUCUGAAGAAAGCAGGGAAAUGACUGUAGGUUGUGUCGAAAGGCUGAAAUCAUGUCUCUCGCAUUUCA
Messenger RNA from Podarcis raffonei (Aeolian wall lizard), 9189 nucleotides. RefSeq names its product neurofibromin 1 (gene NF1). The transcript has 58 exons. Bases 285 to 8795 code for a protein of 2836 amino acids. Lineage: Eukaryota; Metazoa; Chordata; Lepidosauria; Squamata; Lacertidae. Gene Ontology annotation, biological process: regulation of GTPase activity. The record is from RefSeq and is a predicted model, not a curated record.